Epithele typhae is the source of this 849-nucleotide messenger RNA. RefSeq lists its product as uncharacterized. Bases 1 to 849 code for a protein of 282 amino acids. Lineage: Eukaryota; Fungi; Basidiomycota; Agaricomycetes; Polyporales; Epitheliaceae. The transcript is spliced from 5 exons. The record is from RefSeq and is a predicted model, not a curated record.
AUGGUCAAACACUUGCCUCCAGGUAUCAAGCAGCUUCUCGCGCUCCGUAACCCUCACCCGCGACCAACGCCACCGUUCUCAAGACUCGACGCCGUCUUGCGCAACACCCUCCAGGACGCACAGGCCAGGAAAGCGGAGAAGGGAUGGCUCACGCUUGCGACGUGCACGCUGCUCACCGCUAACGCGCCCCCCACGGUGGGACGGCUGUACCACGUCACGACACGCACAGACCCAGACAACGCGUCGACUCGUGGCCCGCUCGCCACCUCCGUGGAGAAAGCUGCGCUGAUGCGCGAAUCGGCCCUCAAGAGCUGCAUCUUCGUCGGCGUGCCCCGCACCAUUCUGUCCUUGGCAGCCCUCAACGAGGCGAUCGAGGAGGACGUGAGGGACGGCCUCCGGAAGACGUCGAAACGAACGGCGACCAAGGAGAGCGUGGACGAGAUCAUGACCCGCGGCCGGGCGCUCUGGGGAUCCAUCUACGCGCCGCAUGCGGAGAAGUUGUACAACAAGCUCGGCUCGUACCACCCUGACUUCAUCGGCGUACGGCGCGGUGCUCGCGCCGCUGCCCGGGGCGCGGCCGAGCAGGGCAACCUGAGCCGCGCGCUGGGCUCCGUCGUCGGCGCCGCGUGCCUCCGCGCGGAGGGCGGCGUCGGCCCGCAGCUGACGAGCCACGUCUUCGGGCUGCUGAAGGCGCGGGGCGCGCCCGGGCUCGACGCGGAGGACGCGUGGCUCGCGAGCGACGCGGGCGCGGAGUGGGUCGUGCGCACCGUGGACGCGAUCUGCGACGUCGCGAAGCCCGAGCUCGCCGCGGCGGACGCGGGCGCGGAGAGCACCCCGGCGAAGCUCUGA